This is a messenger RNA of Cercocebus atys (sooty mangabey), 2078 nucleotides long. It is a transcript of the gene TOE1, whose product is annotated as target of EGR1, member 1 (nuclear). Gene Ontology annotation, molecular function: 3'-5'-RNA exonuclease activity; metal ion binding; snRNA binding. The transcript is spliced from 8 exons. The coding region runs from base 278 to 1807 and encodes 509 amino acids. Gene Ontology annotation, cellular component: Cajal body; cytoplasm. Gene Ontology annotation, biological process: snRNA 3'-end processing. Lineage: Eukaryota; Metazoa; Chordata; Mammalia; Primates; Cercopithecidae. The record is from RefSeq and is a predicted model, not a curated record.
CUCCAGCGCGCUCUAGCGCGCCCAGCUUUUCGGCGCACUUCAGGGGGCGUGGCUCGGGCCCAUCCCGGCGGCGAGGCGGCAGCACCGGCCAAUAGGCAAUUAGCGCGCGUCGGGCUGCCUUCCCCGCGCCGGACCCGGGAGGUCUGAACGGAAGUCCGACCCUUCGGCGACCCGACGGCUAAACCCCGCGCCAUCCCCGACUGCCUGAACCGCUCCAGGAGACGGAGCGCAAGUCCAGCUUACCCACAGACGACUCAGGCGGGAGACGAGCGGUGUCAUGGCCGCCUACAGUGACGAUGGCGCAGCUUCAGCUCCCGCAGCUUCCGACGGUGGUGUCAGCAAAAGCACAACAUCUGGGGAGGAGCUAGUAGUCCGGGUUCCCGUAGUGGAUGUGCAAAGCAACAACUUCAAAGAGAUGUGGCCAUCCCUCCUGCUAGCCAUAAAGACAGCUAAUUUCGUGGCUGUGGACACGGAGCUGAGUGGGCUUGGGGACAGGAAGAGUUUGCUGAACCAGUGCAUCGAGGAACGUUACAAGGCUGUGUGUCAUGCUGCCAGGACCCGUUCUAUCCUCUCCCUGGGCCUCGCCUGCUUCAAGCGACAGCCAGACAAGGGUGAACAUUCCUAUCUGGCUCAGGUGUUCAAUCUCACUCUGCUGUGCAUGGAGGAGUAUGUCAUAGAACCAAAGUCUGUGCAGUUCCUGAUACAGCAUGGCUUCAACUUCAACCAGCAGUAUGCCCAAGGCAUCCCCUACCAUAAGGGCAAUGACAAGGGUGAUGAGAGCCAGAGCCAGUCAGUACGGACCCUAUUCCUGGAGCUAAUCCGAGCCCGCCGGCCCCUGGUGCUACACAAUGGCCUUAUAGACUUGGUGUUCCUAUACCAGAACUUCUAUGCACACCUCCCUGAGAGUCUGGGAACCUUCACUGCUGACCUGUGUGAGAUGUUCCCAGCAGGCAUUUAUGACACCAAAUAUGCUGCUGAAUUUCAUGCCCGCUUCGUGGCCUCCUACUUAGAAUAUGCCUUCCGGAAAUGUGAACGGGAAAAUGGGAAGCAGCGGGCAGCUGGCAGCCCACACCUUACCCUGGAGUUCUGCAACUAUCCUUCCAGCAUGAGGGACCAUAUUGAUUACCGUUGCUGCCUGCCCCCAGCAACCCACCGUCCUCAUCCCACCAGCAUCUGUGACAACUUCUCGGCUUAUGGCUGGUGCCCCCUGGGACCACAGUGUCCUCAGUCCCACGAUAUUGACCUUAUCAUUGACACUGAUGAGGCUGCAGCAGAGGACAAGCGGCGACGGCGACGACGUAGGGAAAAACGGAAGAGGGCUUUGUUGAACCUAGCAGGGACACAGACCUCUGGGGAAGCUAAGGAUGGUCCUCCCAAGAAGCAGGUCUGUGGGGAUAGCCUCAAGGCUGAAGAAACUGAGGAGGUGGCUGAGAAUGAAACUAGAAAUCUGCCUCACUCCAACCAAGGCAACAAAAAUGACGUAGAGAUGGGGGUUACGGCAGCAAGGCCUGAAAUAGCUGAUACAGCUACCUCAGAAGUGCCAGGGAGCCAAGCCAGUUCUAACCCAGUACCUGGGGAUGGAUUGCACCGGGCUGGUUUUGAUGCCUUUAUGACAGGUUAUGUGAUGGCCUAUGUGGAAGUAAGCCAGGGACCCCAGCCCAGCAGCUCUGGACCCUGGCUCCCUGAAUGCCACAAUAAGGUAUAUUUGAGUGGCAAAGCUGUACCCCUCACAGUGGCCAAGAGCCAGUUCUCCCGUUCCUCCAAAGCCCACAAUCAGAAGAUGAAGCUCGCUUGGGGCAGCAGCUGAUGCAACUUCCACCUAGCACUCAGGUGGAACGGAGGUAUUUUGGGUCUUUCUAGCCUGUAAAUGUCAUACUCAACUACUACUGAGUUUAGGGGAGGGGGAGUGUCCUGACAGACAUAUCACUGCAUUGCCCUGGACCUCCUCCUUUAUCUCAGUGCCUGAGGUACAAGUAAGAAGGCUGACCAGCACCUGUAACACCGACUUUAUUUUUAAGUCUGAAAAUGUCUUGGGAAAGUUUUACAAAAAAAAUCAACGGAAGCAAGUUACGAAAAUA